AUGGCCUUCCCCGUUUACCUGUGGCACAUAAUCAAGAACAGUUCGCGAGCUGAGCGACUCUCAUGCCUAAUCGUCCUUGUGCUCCUCAUAACUUGCGUCGGUCUUAUAGUUUAUUUCACGAUAAAGGCGAAAAACAACGCGGACGACUUCGUUGACGUUGCGCCACACGAGUGGAAUAUUUCGCGGCAAAUGUGGCUGGCGCAGCACUUCAUCACCAACUUCACUACCGAGCGCUUCGAGCCGCUGAAACUUGUGAUCAUCCAGCACACAGUCAGCCCGGCGUGCCCGCGGUUCGUGAUAUGCGCGGCGGAACUACGUAACAUGCAGUCCUGGUUUAUCCGAUACUACGAAUACGAUAUUCCUUACAAUUUUCUAAUUGGCAACGAUGGUCGAGUGUACGAAGGACGAGGUUGGGGUAUUGAAGGAGCGCAUACCUUCUCUUACAACCGUUGCUCUGUCGGCAUUGGAUUCAUUGGAGACUAUCGGGAAGAGUUUAAUGUGCACACAAGAGUAACUGAACUACAGCAGCAAAGAGCAAAGAUGAUACUCGACGAGGGUGUUCGCCUGGGACAUCUCGUUCCCGACUAUAUAGUGCUGGGAGGCAAGGACCUGCGGGAUACAGCCAGCCCAGGAUCGAACCUUUACAAUGCUAUCCGCAAGUGGGAACAUUACGGUCACGUAAAUCUAUGGAGAAAUUCAACCUGUGAAAAAAUGCAUGGCUUACCGCCCCUUAAC
This is a messenger RNA of Iphiclides podalirius (scarce swallowtail), 735 nucleotides long. NCBI's taxonomy places the organism in Eukaryota, Metazoa, Arthropoda, Insecta, Lepidoptera, Papilionidae. The record is from the annotation of a GenBank genome assembly.